This is a messenger RNA of Acanthopagrus latus (yellowfin seabream), 2839 nucleotides long. RefSeq names its product ras-related GTP binding D (gene rragd). The transcript is spliced from 7 exons. Gene Ontology annotation, molecular function: GTP binding; GTPase activity. Gene Ontology annotation, cellular component: nucleus; lysosome; Gtr1-Gtr2 GTPase complex. The record is from RefSeq and is a predicted model, not a curated record. Bases 146 to 1144 code for a protein of 332 amino acids. Gene Ontology annotation, biological process: regulation of autophagy; cellular response to amino acid stimulus; positive regulation of TOR signaling. Lineage: Eukaryota; Metazoa; Chordata; Actinopteri; Spariformes; Sparidae.
GGAGGAGGAGGAGGACACGGCUCUGGGAUAUUACGACGACGAAGACGACCUGGAGGCGUUUUCAGAUGCAGGACUGGGCUGUGAGGACGGAGUGUUGGGCUUCAGUGACUCUCUGAAUGGAGAGGUCAAACCUCGGAUACUGCUGAUGGGCCUGCGGAGGAGCGGGAAGUCCUCCAUCCAGAAGGUGGUUUUCCAUAAAAUGUCACCCAAUGAGACCCUGUUCCUGGAGAGCACCAAUAAGAUCUGCAGGGAGGACGUCUCCAACAGCUCCUUCGUCAGCUUCCAGAUCUGGGAUUUCCCCGGCCAGAUCGACUUCUUCGACCCCACCUUUGACUACGAAAUGAUCUUCCGAGGCACUGGAGCGUUAAUCUUUGUUAUCGACUCACAGGAUGACUACGUGGAGGCUCUGAGCAGGCUGCAUCUCACGGUGACCAGGGCCUACAAGGUCAACCCCGACAUCAACUUCGAGGUGUUCAUUCACAAAGUGGACGGCCUGUCAGACGACCACAAGAUCGAGAAGCAGAGGGACAUUCACAAACGAGCCAACGACGACCUCGCGGACGCCGGCCUGGAGCGAAUACACCUGAGCUUCUACUUAACCAGUAUAUAUGACCACUCCAUAUUUGAGGCUUUCAGCAAAGUGGUCCAGAAGCUCAUCCCACAGCUGCCUACGCUGGAAAACCUCCUCAACAUUUUCAUAUCUAACUCGGGUAUUGAGAAGGCCUUCCUGUUCGACGUGGUCAGUAAGAUUUACAUUGCCACAGACAGCAGUCCAGUGGACAUGCAGACGUACGAACUGUGUUGUGACAUGAUCGACGUGGUCAUCGACAUCUCCUGCAUCUAUGGUCUGACCGACGCUGAACGUGGUCUACCCUAUGACAAGGAGUCUAUGGCCAUUAUUCAUCUGAACAACACAACCGUCAUGUACCUGAAGGAGGUCACCAAGUUCCUCGCCAUGGUCUGCUUCCUCCGCAAAGAAAGCUUUGAGAGGAAAGGACUGAUUGAAUACAACUUCCACUGCUUCAAGAAUGCCAUCCAGGAGGUCUUUGAUGUUCGAGUGAAAGUUCAACAAAAUCGUAAACUCCUCUGUCAGAGGAGGUGGAGCAAACUGACUAUGACCAAUGGAGUGCUCAGCAACCACUGAGGACUGGUGACCUCACAUCAGACAUUCAACCUUCCCUUGACCCCAGAGAAGGGCUUCAGUCCACACGGACUCUGCCCUCCAUCCUCUCUCCUCAGAAACAAGAUGGCUGCCAGCUGCAGAGAGGACAAACCUUUUUUUUAAGUAGGCUCCACAUGAAGUGUCUACAAAGACGCCCAUGUCAAGGUUUCAACUAGUCAUUGCAACAGUGUUGUUUAGCAGAUUCAGAGUCAUCUCACUGUCUGCGCUCAGAUGGAGGAUCCUCCAAACUCCUGUCUUUUGUCUGGCUCCCUGCUCCCCCUUUCAAGCAAAGACUAUAUCAUUCAUUAUUUUAUUUGUUUGUUUGAUAGGGACAGAGCAAGAUAAAGAACAUCAGUACAAAAUAGAUGCUUUAAACACGGCCCAACAAUAACCCUGUCUCUACCCAAACUAUGCUUGUCGGUGGGCAACAUAGGGAGAGACUCUGAGUACUUUACCACUAUACCUAACCCAUUAAGCAGGAAUACUAAUGAACAUCCAUAGUCCCAAGGCAGGUCACAGUGUGUGCUGUGUGUAGCUAGAGUUUGGUUGUAUAUGUAGUGUCUGUAUAGCAUUAUGUAUAUGCUGUAGUGUAUGCUGUUAAUGAGGUAGUACAGAAUAGGUCACAGUGUGUCAGUCUGUCCUCAUCAGAAAAAUAACUUCGGUCACUAGAAGUCAGCGACCUCUAGUGGCCAACAUGAUUAUUACAGCAGCAAAGGCCAUGAGGAGAAGUAGUAUAAAGAUUGAAAAGUCUGUAUCAGGGGGAGGUCAACAUGGACGCUCAGGACCUUCCUUCAGGAGGAGACUGCAGUUCAUGUCUGGUGUGAAACCAGAACGUCACCGAGUUCCUCUCACUUACGAGCACGCUGUUAACAUAGCGAACAUGUAGCUGAAGUUACACCACCGAUGACGUUUUUAACAUAAAGCACAGUGUUCUCCUAUACCUAACCAAGCUCUGACCCACAAUGACAGCCCGGUGUGUCUGUCGCUGGUACACUGCAGCGGUGAUGUUUCGGGAACAGUGAUGUAUGUCAACAAAAUCAGUCCUCUUGCUAUCAGUUAAUCAACAGAUCAGAUCAGACUCUCUCCUGCUGUUUCCUACCUGCUGACAAAGUGAAGUGGGGUACCCGUAGCUCAGCCUACAUUAGAGUACUGUCUGCAGUGGAAGCACACAGCAGAUCCGGUGUUUAGGUACAGACAUACAGGCUACGUACGUGAACUAGUGAAAACGACACUCCUGGUUUAAAUCAGUCCAAGAGACAUUCACUCAGUAGAAGGAAUGUAAACUUUCAGUGUAGCUUCUUAUAAUUAAGGGUUAUACCGUGCAACUGACAUUGCUGUUUUCAGCCGUGCCUAGUGUUUAUCAUGGUGACACUUCACUUCUACAGCAAUCCCUCUUUAAUUAAAUGUGUACAGAGGUGACACUGAACCUCACUCAUGAUGAACAUCGUCUGCUCAGUUAGAAAACAUGUCAAGUCCCCAUUUAAUAACUAAUUCAUGUAUUACUGUUAACAUAUUAUAACAUGCUGUCCCCUGUUUCUUAAGUUAUAUAUAAAAUAUGCUGGGAAUAUGUUUUUCCCCCUCAUGGACACCAGCCAUCUAAAUAUGCCAGAUUUUUUUUUUUUCAUGGAAAUCAAUGCUAUAUUAUCUGAGAGAUUAAUAAAUAUGUGGAAAAUGAAA